This is a messenger RNA of Daphnia magna, 1296 nucleotides long. RefSeq lists its product as uncharacterized. The record is from RefSeq and is a predicted model, not a curated record. The transcript is spliced from 2 exons. Lineage: Eukaryota; Metazoa; Arthropoda; Branchiopoda; Diplostraca; Daphniidae. The coding region runs from base 1 to 1296 and encodes 431 amino acids.
AUGGGAGGAAUUCCGAAACCAGAUGUAGUUCGUUCCCACACGAUCUUUAGUUCCGUACUCUUAGAAGAUCUGGUCAGAGAAAUGAAGAGGUUUUGCGACACCGAAAAUUUCGGGACAGAAUUCCAGUCUCCAGGAAUGUCCGAAGAAGAUCAACGGGCCAUCUCCACACUCAGCGAUCAGACCAGAAAGCUUGAAGUUGGCUACAAAGUGCCAAUACCUUGGCGUAAAAAUGAACCAGAUCUCACCUGUAAUCGACAAAUGGUGGAAGAUCGUUUCCGGAACCUUACGAAACGAUUUGAACGAGACCCAGCUUUCGAGAAAGAUUACAGAGCAGCAAUGAAGAAAACCCUAGACAAAGGUUAUGCCUCCCGACUGACGGAUGCAGAAGCAAAAGAAGCGCGAUAUUUUCUAUCGCACCACGGUGUCUAUAAAGGACCGAAGCUACGAGUAGUUUUUGAUGCAGCGGCCUCGUACAAAGGAAAAUGCUGGAAUGACGCCAUCAUAAGUGGUCCAGCGCUUCAACCAUCACUGCCAGCAGUACUGAUUAGUUUCCAACCCGCAUCUACCGACACCAUUGUUUGCCGAAUGGACCGUUUACCUUUUGGAGCCACCUGCAGUCCAUUCGUAGCGAUUCAAACGACUCGCAGAGCGGCGACGGAGGCAAACGCGCCAAAGGAAAUAGUAGAUGCUAUUAAGAAGAAAAUGUACGUGAAUGAUUAUUUGGGAUCAGCACCCACUGCUGCCAUCGGGCUCCAAGAAGCCAUCGCGGUAAAAGAUGUUUUAGCCUCGGCCGACCUUCACCUGCAAGGAUGGAGAUCCAACUCUAAAGAAUUUAUUGAAGAAAUCCGUAAGAAUAUGAAGCCCGCAAACUCCCCGACUCCCUCUCUAAUAUCGGAAGAAGAAAACGGCAAAGUUCUCGGAGUGGCGUGGAAUUCAAAAACCGACACUUUAGGAUUUCAGGUGAGCGAGCUAGAAAACUUGGAAUAUACCCGCAUGACCAUUGCCAGCAAGGUAGCGAGCGUUUUUGACCCGCUCGGCACGGCAGCUCCACUCAUCGUGAAAGCUAAAGUCCGGCUACGAGAACUUGGGACGAGAGGAUUAAAAUGGUCCGAAAGAAUUUCAGAGUCAGACCAAAGUUGGUGGGAAGAAUGGUUUGCGACCGCACAACCGCUUUCGGAUUUCAGUUUCAGUCGGUGUUUGUUCCCAAAUGAAUCAGAAAUCGAAGAAUUUCAACUACAUGCGUUCGGCGAUGCUUCCGAAGAAGCUUAUGCAGCCGUCAUAUUCCUAUGCCAUUAA